Molecule: messenger RNA, 2553 nt
Organism: Triplophysa rosa
Lineage: Eukaryota; Metazoa; Chordata; Actinopteri; Cypriniformes; Nemacheilidae
Gene: proza
Product: protein Z, vitamin K-dependent plasma glycoprotein a
Exons: 10
Coding region: 119-1402 (427 amino acids)
Biological process (GO): blood coagulation; proteolysis
Cellular component (GO): extracellular region
Molecular function (GO): calcium ion binding; serine-type endopeptidase activity
Source: RefSeq, a predicted model, not a curated record
CUCUCCCUGUGUGUGUGCGUGCGUGCGUGCGUGUGUGCGUGUUUGUGUGUGCUCGCAGAUAGAGUGAUCCGACACAUCGGAUGUGAUCAUCAUCAGAUAUCUGCGGAUCAUCAUCAUCAUGGCUAACGUUACUCUUCAAAGUAUUUUUUCUUUCGCACUUUUAGUUGGUUUUGUCACCGCUGGAUUGGACAUAAGAACGGUGUUCUUGGAGAAGCGUGAUGCCAGCAGCGUCAUUUCUCAGCGUCACAGAAGAGCAAACACAGGUGAUGAAGAGACAGUAUUACCUGCUAACCUGGAGAGAGAGUGUUUAGAGGAGGUGUGUGAUUAUGAAGAAGCCCGAGAAGUCUUUCAGGAUAACUAUCGCACUGACAUCUUCUGGUCUGUCUACAUCGAUGGUGACCAGUGUGCUGACCAGCCAUGCAAAAAUGGAGCCUUGUGUUCAGAUAGUGUGGGGGGUUACGACUGUAUCUGUAAAUCAGGCUUCACGGGGACACACUGCGAGACAGAUCAAACCGUGUGUCCUGCCGAUGAUAAGAGUAAAGGCUGUGAUCAGUUCUGUAAGCCGGGUUAUCAGUCAUACGAGUGUCUGUGUGCUCACGGCUGGAAACUACAACAGAAAGAGAAGUGUGUACCAGCAGUGGUGUUCCCGUGUGGUAAAGUGAGCAGUGUAGGCCAGUGGGACAGACGUCAGUCAGCAAACAUACAGUCGGAAUAUGAAGGACUGGCCUGUGGCUCAUCCGAGUGUCCCUGGCAGGCGAUGCUGCUUCAUGACUCCAAAGGCUUCUGCAGCGGUGUGAUUCUUCAAGACAACAUGAUUCUCACCACAGCGCAGUGUGCCAGGAAACACCCUGACUUCCAGGUGGCAGUGGGUAAUACAAUGACGUCGUAUGAAGCAGACGAGCAGGUGCUCGGGGUUCAACAGGUGCAUGUUCAUCCGCACUACACGGACAGCGGCUCUCAGAACGAUCUGGCCGUACUGGAGCUGAAGCAAAAGAUGGUCUUUAAGAAGAACGUCGUGCCAGCGUGUCUGCCCGAGAGAGACUUCGCCGACAGCGUCCUCAUGUCAGGAAAGUAUAUGGGUGCCAUCACGGGAUGGAAAGAAGAUGAAGGUGGAGCAGAGUUUCAGGGGAAUCUCUUAUUAAACCAUCUGUCCUAUGAGAAGCUGUCGACAUGUUCACAACGUCACUCCGCUCAGGUGACCAAUAAGAUGUCGUGUAGUCUUCCUCAAGCUAAAGCAGACUGUAUUUUUGGAUCGGGCAGUCCUGUACUCACUCUGUAUCGGGAGGUUUUCUUCAUCACUGCUAUAGUGAGCCGACCAUCAGGAUUCAACUGUAAUAAUGGUCAUAUCUUACAGAAAGUGUCUCGCUCUUUACCGUGGUUAAACUCUUUCAUGAGCCCGUGAUGUUCUGCUGUCUUUAAACAUGUCUUGCUUAAUCAAAACAACAUGGUACUUCCCGCCAUUCUUUAUGUUGUCAGAACGUCAAGAAUUUCUAAAUGAAACAGGAUACACAUUCAGUAACUUUCCAUUGUAAUGUUUUACUGUCCAUGUAGCAGCGUACUGAUAUUUAUUUACAUAUACAGUAGAUAUUACUUAAGGGAUAAUCCACAGCUAGCCGUGCGUGAAAGGGUUUAAUGCACGACGUGGAGGCAAAGUGCAUUAAAAUCCUUUAAAGCACGACUAGCUGUGAAUUAUCCCGCUUAUUCCAAUGAAAGUUCCAGCUUUUAUUGAUUUUUACAGUGUAAUUUUAGAUCAAACAGGUGAAAAUUAGUUCUUUUCGUAGGUUCAUUUCAAAUGUAAUCAAACUGACUAGAGCUACCUGUACGUUAAAUGAUUUUAAUGCACACCUUGCAACCAAUCAGAAUCCAGUAUUCAAACAGACCAUGGUAUAAAUAGAAAUAACACAUAUACUCUCAUAUUUACACUACAUGGUAUACAUAAUAAUAAUUAAUGUCCAGUGAAGCUUUACACAUGAAGCACAUAACCCUUUUUUGACUCGCAUUGAAUUCAACAACAUUCAAAGGUCACGCUCCUGCUUCAAAAGAGAGGGGUUGGGUGAGCCGCUGGUUGCAAUUCGCAACCUCACCGCUAGAUGCCACUAAAUUUUAUACAUUGGACCUUUAACUGGACAAACAUUUCUUCAUGAUAGAAAUGAACAAAUAAUAGUACGUUUCUUGUUUUUUAAGUGUAUUUUAAUGCUCAUUUUGUGUAAUUUGAAAAGAUUAUUCAUCUUGAGGCCCCUUUGUUGAGAACCACUGGCAAUAAAGCACACACCAGUGUUAAACUGUGUUAAAAAGCACACACCUGUGUUAAAAACACAGACAUCAUUCAUUUAUCGUACACAUUGUUUCAGUGUGGUAGUCGGUGCAAAAGUAAACACACACACACAACAACAAAUUGUAUGUUAUGUUAUACUAAUUAUUAUUUUCAGUAUUUCUUCUGUGUUAUUCAGGUGUUUUAUCUGCUGUUGUCAAUUAAAUGAUGCAUAAUAAUUAAGUAAGAAGUAUUAUGAGCAAGUAAUAAAUGAAUGCUUAAAGAAAGGCUUCCUGUUUUGU